AUGAUAAACUACGAACAAGCAAGUGUCAUCUUUCCACCGUCCCAUGACAAUGACACAGGGUUCCUGAUUGACCACAAAAAAGGGGGGCGGCUUACGAUCAGAGGUGGUAGCCGAUUGAAUGGUGGAGAGGAUGGAAUGGAGAUCUUGGAGACGAAGUUUGCCCUAAAGUCAAAGCAAAAUCGAGAAUCGCAGAAUGCCAAAAGCGAGAACAAGCGGUCAAUUGAUAGGCAAAGGAUGCCAGUAAUGACUCACAGGUUGGUUAUCUACGGUGGACGAGGAGGAGCCGGCAGCAGCCGGAGCAGAAUUGGAGGCGGGGAUAGCAGGAACGGAGCUCGAGGAGGCGGUGUGCAUAGCCGGCGCUUCCACUCGACUGGAGAAAGGAAGGCGACCCGUCGGUACCGGCAAAGCUUGUGCCGAACUAACAAUAGAUAG
This is a messenger RNA of Echinococcus granulosus, 432 nucleotides long. RefSeq lists its product as hypothetical. NCBI's taxonomy places the organism in Eukaryota, Metazoa, Platyhelminthes, Cestoda, Cyclophyllidea, Taeniidae. Bases 1 to 432 code for a protein of 143 amino acids. The record is from RefSeq and is a predicted model, not a curated record. The transcript has a single exon.